CCCCACAGCAACCUCCUCCUGCUACUCCCAAACCACGAUGGGCACCAGCCUGGGGGGGCUUUGCCUGUUGGGAGUCCUGACGGCAACUUGUAUGGCUGUGCAGUUUGUUCCUGCAAAGACCUACGAGGACUGGUGGGCAUACAAGGAGACACUUCACGGUAGCUUCGUUCCAGGUCCUCCAUUCUGGGGUCUUGUGAAUUCGGCUUGGAGCCUCUGCGCCAUUGGCAAGCGCCAGUCGCCCGUGGAUGUCAACACAAGCCAAAUGGUGUUUGAUCCUUUCCUCCCUCCACUUCGACUAAGCACGGGCGGGAAAAAGAUCAGUGGCACCAUGUACAACACGGGACGGCAUGUCUCCUUCCGCCCAGACCCACUGCAGCUGGUUAACGUUUCUGGAGGGCCUCUGCUGUACAGUCACCGCCUCCAGGAGCUACGCCUGCACUUUGGCAGCGAAGAUGGGUUUGGCUCCGAGCAUCGGAUAGACGGCGAGAGCUUCUCUGCCGAGGUGCAGCUGAUCCACUACAACCAAGAGCUCUACCCCAAUAUCUCAGAGGCGUCGCGCAAUCCCAAUGGUUUGGCUGUCAUUUCGAUCUUUGCUGAUAUUGGACCAAGCCCCAACCCAUUCCUAACCAGGCUGUUAAACAGAGAGACCAUCACCCGCAUCUCGUAUAAGAAUGAUGCUUAUCUUCUACAUGACCUGAGUCUGGAAGAUCUCUACCCAGAGACUUUUGGCUUCAUUACUUACCAAGGAUCCAUGUCAACCCCUCCGUGCUACGAAACAGCCACUUGGAUCCUUAUUGACCGACCCAUCAACAUGACCUCUGUACAAAUACACUCCCUUCGUCUUCUCAGCCAGAACCUCCCUUCCCAAAUUUUCCGGAGCAUGAGUGACAAUUCGAGACCCCUCCAGCCCCUCCUCCAUCGAAGCCUUCGGGGCAACCGGGACCCACGGCGCCCCACUCGACGUUGCAAGGGGGGCAACUACAGGCUCCAUGUGGAUGGUACACGUCCUCCGAAAACUGUCAUGUAGCUGAGAUGCGCUGCAGCCAGUUGAAUGUUUGAGGGUGGCUGUGGCUCCUUCAGAAUUUGAUGUCUAACUGAGGAAGUUGUAACCUCCCACUUCUGGGUGACCAGACUGCCUUCCACCAUGCGAAAGGGCAAUAACAGGAUGCCUGUGAACAACAACAGAAUGUAUGCCUCAGGGGUGUUUGGGACACACAUGCACACCCACACAAUGCGGCUUCCAGAGGUUUCUAAAAAUGAGGCCCCGGCUAUUUAUCAACAGAACAUGGCGUACACAAUUGAACAGCCAUAUCUUAAAAGGGAUUGGGCCUUUCCCAGAUGCCUGAGGACUAGAAUCUUGUCCUCUGACAUUGCCUCCCUGCUUAUUCCCAAAAGCAUUUGGCUUUUUGUUCAAACACACUCAAAAUCUCCGUGAAUCCAAAACAUGAGGGAGAGAGAAUGUAACCCAAAUUUGGGGCAGCACAGCCAAACUGCAUUGGGCAGACAGCUGUUCCCCUGCAAACAGCUCAGAAUGUCUGGUUGGGCAUAUAAAUGUUGGAGACUAUCCCCCAUAAUGUAUGAGAACACUCCCAAGAUAUCUGAGGGACAUUCUGUGAGCUUCAGGAGCCACCGGCCACAAAAACCCAAACAGGGUGGUUUCCUUCUAUAUUAAUGUUCUGAACCUGAGGAAGUCGGGGGGUGGGACAGCAUAACACAAACGAUACACAGGGACAACCUCACAAAUCCUGAGAUUCUUUCAAUAUUUGGGGCAGAGACAUACACAUGAAACUCCACCCCACUUUCUGUGCCAAUGUGAGGAAAUCUGGGGUGGAAAAUACAAACGAGAGCCCCCUCCCAAAUCCUCAGUAUAUCUUGGGAUGUUUAAGAGAACAGAAAACACACACCAACGCGACCAUCGUUUCCGAAUGGCCUUCAAUAACCUUAGCUGGGGAGCAGGGAGAGGGGAGAAUUUUGUUGCCAAAAGAAUACACCUUUUGAAUACAGAUUAAUAUUAUUAAUUAAAGAACAAUUUUCAAAACAA
Molecule: messenger RNA, 2041 nt
Organism: Podarcis raffonei (Aeolian wall lizard)
Lineage: Eukaryota; Metazoa; Chordata; Lepidosauria; Squamata; Lacertidae
Gene: CA11
Product: carbonic anhydrase 11
Molecular function (GO): zinc ion binding; carbonate dehydratase activity
Source: RefSeq, a predicted model, not a curated record